Lycium ferocissimum is the source of this 468-nucleotide messenger RNA. RefSeq lists its product as uncharacterized. Lineage: Eukaryota; Viridiplantae; Streptophyta; Magnoliopsida; Solanales; Solanaceae. The transcript is spliced from 2 exons. The coding region runs from base 1 to 468 and encodes 155 amino acids. The record is from RefSeq and is a predicted model, not a curated record.
AUGGACUCAAUCAAAAUUAAACAACAAUCACAAGGUCGUUACACCACAUAUCCUCAUAAAAUUCUUGUUGUUCAAAAUUGGCCAUUGCCAAACACUAUUAAGCAGUUGAGGGGGUUCAUUGGUUUAGCUGGAUACUACAGGAGAUUUAUACAAGAGUUUGGCAUUAUCAGUAAGCCCUUAACUGAUCUUCUAAAGAAGGAUAGUUUCAAAUGGUCAUCAGCUGCUACUGAUGCUUUUGAAGCACUGAAGAUAGCCUUAACUAAGGCUCCUGUUUUAGCCUUACCUGAUGUUAGCAAAACUUUUGUAGUAGAAACUAAUGCUAGUGGUUUUAGCAUAGGAGCUGUCUUGAUGCAACAAGGACACCCUAUUGCAUUUAUAAGCAAAGCAUUGUCACCCAGACAUGCUUCCAUGUCUGUUUACGAUAGAGAGUUUCUUGAUGUGGUUCAUGCAGUUUCUAAAUGGUCUUAG